Messenger RNA from Ochlerotatus camptorhynchus, 4560 nucleotides. It is a transcript of the gene capt, whose product is annotated as adenylyl cyclase-associated protein 1. Gene Ontology annotation, molecular function: actin binding; adenylate cyclase binding. The transcript has 9 exons. Gene Ontology annotation, cellular component: cytoplasm. Bases 16 to 3417 code for a protein of 1133 amino acids. The record is from RefSeq and is a predicted model, not a curated record. Gene Ontology annotation, biological process: actin filament organization; cell morphogenesis; cytoskeleton organization. Lineage: Eukaryota; Metazoa; Arthropoda; Insecta; Diptera; Culicidae.
AAAGAAAAGUUAAAUAUGUUUUCCUGUUGCCGAUGCGUAAAUCCCAAAUCACCAAAGUAUAAGAAGAAAGGCGAUGAAGACAAUGCAUCCAGUGGGGAGGACGACAAAGAUCCCUGCCAUGACGAUAACUUAUCGAGCGAAGAGGAAAUCAAAGUGGAAAUAAUUGAAACCGAGGAGAAACCUGUGGAAGCAGCAGAAGAAGCUGAAACGCAACCAUGUGAUGGAGAAACACCAACUCCGAAUGGGGCCGAGUCUUCUUCGGUAACGAUUGUCGUCCCGGUGGGGGAGGAAAAUCAAGACCAAUCCCACAGUAGUCCAAAGACUUCUCCAAAUAAAAGCUCAACGUCAAGUGAACAUCAACAACACUCUGGGGAAGAAUCCACCACCGCAGACUGUCCAAUCACACACGAACCUGUAUGCCUCGAAAGUGCUAAGGAUCCCGGACCGCAGGAUAUACCCACUACCGUAGCCGAUGUGGAAGAAGCGGGUGAAAUCACUGCCAACGAAAGUAACUCAAGUGAGUUGAAAAAUGAAGAGAAUGACGCAAUAACAGACCAACCGAAGGAUUCCACCGUGAGUCCAACGAAAAAUGAACCAGAAAGGGAGGAAAAAUCACCCCCAAAUGGAAAUGAUGAAUCGCAAUCGUCGGAUACGGACAAUAUCAAUUCGGAGAACCUUGAACAGAUAUCGGAAAUUGAAAUUGUGCUCGGUGCCGAGAAAGAAUCCCCGGAAAUUCAACCGAACAUGGAUGAAGAGGUCGAACCCGAAACUGAACCACCCACUCUAGAUCGAAUCCCCCGUUUACAAAGUGACACGAGCAACAGUCAGGUAACAAUUGAAGAAACAAUUGAUAUCCAAAGCUACUUGCCGAAAGAAAAUAGAAGCUCGGAAAAUUCUCAAUCCGAUGAAGUGAAAGGUGAAAGUGAUAAGGAUCUUAAUAACAGUGAAAUGUGUAGUGAUGACAAUCAUGUGCCUAAAAUUGCACCCGAUAAAGAAGUUGUUAAAGAGUCUGAAGAACCUACUAGCGCAAGUGAUUCGGUAUCGGAUAACAACAUUCUCAACAACAAUGUUGAAAGUGAACCUGAACCCAACGAAAACUGCCAACCUCCGAGCCGAAAAGAGUCGGCCAAUAGUGACGACGUGACCAUCCGUACCCAGUUGUCGCUCCGGGAAAGCUGCUUGUCACGACGGUCCUCGUCCAAGUCAUCAAUCAAGAAGAAAGUAGCCUAUAACGAUAGUACCGAAAUUAUCCCCCCACCUGAAUAUUUCCCACCCACCAACGAUGACGAUGAAGUGUUUUCCGAUUCGAUACCUCCCAUGCUGCCGAGGGGUAAUAUGUGCGCCCCGUAUGCCACUAAACGAGGCUCACUGCCGGGACUGGUUGCACUUCCGGACUGGUUCGCCGAGGAUCGAUUGAUGAUGGAGGAGGGUGGAAUCAUGGAACCACCCACUACACCGAUCGGUCGUGACGAGUUGGCUCUAAGGCGGCAUCGGUUCUUUUCUGAUCUCCUGAAUGCGGCCCACGCCGCAGUUGAACAUCGAGUGCGCUUCGAUCCGCUCGGACCUUUUGUGGCAAAGGAGGAGGACGAGAUGCACGCAGAUUGUGACCCAGAUCUAAAACCAUCGUCAGCCCGCGAAUUAGAGCACCUUAUAGAUCGCCUCGAUCGAAUAGUAGACCGUUUAGAGCGAACCGUUUCGGCACGUGAAUUGGAAGAAACGCGCCGUAUAUUGAAAGGUGUUUGUGACGCCGGAAAAGCAGUAGUAUCGGUAACUGACGAAAACACAGGAACUGAAGAAGACGACAAGUUAUUGGAUUCAAAUUCGAAUAGUGAUCUUCCUACGGUUCUCCCUUCGACGCCACCACCUUCAGCAUCCUAUCUGCAUCAACAGCUGGACAGUCUCGAAGCGACUCUCUUUCCUGAGCUUAACUCCGUCGAAACAACCGCUGCCAAGGAUCAGCCGCAAGUAGAUCGACCGUUAGAUACUCUACCAACAGUAAUUUCGCAAGUAGUAUUAGAUAAUUCAAUUAGUAGUAAUAACAGUAACGAUCAAGAGCAAAAUUCAGUAUUAGAAAUUGCUGACUAUCCACCGCCGGACGUAUUCUGCAGUGCAAGCCAACCACCCCCAACAGACAGUAUGAGUGUGAACGCGUACGAGGACAUCAUUUUGGGCACCUUUGCCAACUUCCUAGCUCUGUCGAACAAAAUCGGUGGAGAUGUUGACGCACAGGCCGAGUUGGUUAAGAAAGCAUUCGACGUUCAGUUUACCUUCGUGCGGAUUGCCUCCGAAUCGAGUGCUCCGUCGAACAACGAUUUACAGAAUCUACUCAAGCCAACAUCGGAUCAAAUUGCCGCCAUUCAAAGCUUCCGGGAAAAACAUCGUACUUCACAAUUCUUCAAUCAUCUUUCGGCGAUUAGUGAAAGCAUCUCUGCUCUCGGAUGGGUCUGUGUGGCGCCAACGCCUGGCCCAUACGUCAAAGAGAUGAACGAUGCAGGUCAGUUCUACACGAAUCGUGUACUCAAAGACUGGAAGGAGAAGAAUACCACCCACGUCGAGUGGGCUCGUGCAUGGAUUCAAACCUUGACUGAACUGCAGCAAUACAUCAAGCAACAUCACACUACCGGACUGGUUUGGGCGGGCAAAAACAAACCCGUUACAGCCGGAGCUGGGGUUCCACCUCCACCACCCCCAUGUGGGCUUCCACCACCACCACCGAUGAUGCCUCUCGGUGAUGUGAGCGAAACCGGCGACGAGCGGAGCGCCCUGUUUGCGGAUAUCAAUAAAGGAGCAGAUAUUACAAAGGGACUCAAGAAGGUCACCUCGGAGAUGCAGACGCACAAAAAUCCUUCCCUCCGAUCCGGACCUGCUCCAUAUAAAGCACCAUGUGGCAUUACAAACGGCACCAAAUCGGUCAGCGCACCCGCUGCGGCUGUUGUAAAGGCACCAUCCUUUGUCCGUGAUGGCAAGAAAUGGCUGAUUGAAUACCAGAAGGGGAACAGCAACCUGGUGGUUGAGGACGCUGAAAUGAACAACGUGGUGUACAUGUUCAGAUGUGAGAAUUCUACCCUGCAGAUCAAGGGCAAAAUCAAUAGCGUCGUGAUGGAUUCGUGCAAGAAGUGCUCACUCGUAUUCGAUGCGCUGGUGGCGUCCGCUGAGUUCGUCAACUGCCAAAGUGUACAGAUGCAGGUUCUUGGCAAAGUUCCAACAAUUUCCAUUGACAAAACUGAUGGGUGCCAAAUGUAUCUGUCUGCGGAUUCGCUGGACGUUGAAAUUGUUAGUUCCAAGUCCUCCGAAAUGAAUGUUAUGAUUCCCAAGGGAAACAGCGGAGAUUAUACUGAACAACCCAUCCCAGAGCAGUUCAAGACCCUAAUCAAAGGACAGAGUCUGAACACCACCUGCGUGGAGAGCCUUGGCUAAAAUGAGUAGAAAUCUUCGUGUAAAAGAUUUAACCAUUUUUUUAUCAGUAGCAAUGAAUGCAACAAAAUUGAUAUCAUUUCGUGAAAAACUUACUAAACUAAGAACCAACAGUUAAAACAAUUUUAUACAUAACGAUCUAGGAAAAGUUCACUAACAUUUCGUGCAUUUUCGUCUUCGAUGCUAUCGCUAGUCAUUUCUUGAUUUUCCACAUACUUCUUUGUUUCGAAGGUUGGCUUGGUCUUCCCAAAUUUUUUUUCCGAACUUAAGUCCAAAAAUCAAUUAAUUUUUACUUACAGAUUCAAUUGAAAAAAAAUAGCUAAGAUGAUAAAUAUUGCAAUCAAUGUAUGUCCUAUUACAUAGUUCAGAGGUCAUAUUGGAACACAAUUAGGAAAGUAAUCAUCUUGGUUUAAAAAUAAUAAUUUCAUUCUUUACCUGCCUAUACCUGCCUAAAUUGUUUUCUGUGUAAACGAAAACGAGUUUCGCUUACUCUAAUACAACGUCCCCUGCUAAAAAAAUGUUAUUUUCAACGCGUUGGCUAUCCCAAUCACUUCUUAAUUACUCGUUAAGAAAUUUACUAAGCAAACAGCAUUUGAGCAAAUUAAUCAAUCAUACAUACACAUCUAACCGGUUUUUAUUAACAUCGAGUAAAAAAGUUUAUCCAAACAUGGUCAGUCAGCAUAUUAUGAAGUUACAGUGAAGAAGGAAAGGAAAGUUUGACGCUAGCAUACUAAACAGUGGUUGCAUUCGUCAGUGCACUCAUUCAGCCGGUGUAAUUUACCGGAUCGAAGGCAUUGUGAAAGGAAAGGUUUUUUUGAAACUGAUUUGUAUUUUAAAACAGUACGCUACACGCUUAGAAAUGAAUUUUAAAUUCAACAAAAAUAUUGUUGACUUACGAUUUAUUACAUUUUAUUUCAUUAAUUCAAUAAUAUGUAAUGAUUAUUUCAACAAAUACAAUAGUUGGAACAACAAAACGGUUGUAGAAUCAAACAAACUUUUUUUUUAAUCAAAAAUAUAUAGUAUCGAUACAAUUAUGAUAUAUUUAAGAAUCAGUAAUAAAUUAUUGUGAGAAGUGAGUCAACAAAAUGUUUGAUGAAUUUUCUCUGCGUGUACACAAUAAUAUAUAUGUAACGAUAAUGACGAAAG